Messenger RNA from Nerophis lumbriciformis (worm pipefish), 1095 nucleotides. The record is from RefSeq and is a predicted model, not a curated record. NCBI's taxonomy places the organism in Eukaryota, Metazoa, Chordata, Actinopteri, Syngnathiformes, Syngnathidae.
AUGUCACCCUAUUUACUUUGGUUUUUAACGUCGUUAAUUCCGGCUAAUUGGGCCGUCUCCUGUCCGUGUGAGAGAGAUGAUUUAUGCAAUCAAAUACGCGACGAAAGGGAUUUCGAGGUGUUUGUGUUCGACGUGGGUGGGAAGAAAUGGAAGUCGUACAACUGGAGUGUGGUGACCACGGUGGCCACAUUUGGAAAAUACGACGCAGAACUUAUGUGUCAUGCUCAUGCUGAAGGAGCACGGGUUGUACUCAAAGGCGAUGUUCACCUCGCUUACAUUGUGGACCAAAACAACAGGACAGAUUGGAUAACGGAGAAAGUCAACCUCGCCAAAAGUCAGUUCAUGGAUGGGAUCAACAUCGACAUUGAACAAGCAGUCGAAGAAGGCUCGCCUGAGUACUUUGCCCUAACAGAUCUGGUCAAAGAGACUACACAGGCUUUCCACAGGGAGAUCCCUGGUUCUCAGGUGUCCUUCGAUGUCGCCUGGUCACCCAAAUGUAUCGACAAACGUUGCUAUGACUACGUUAGCAUUGCCGACUCCUGCGAUUUGCUGUUUGUGAUGUCCUACGAUGAGCAGAGUCAGAUACUAGGGGACUGUAUUGCCAUGGCUAAUGCCCCCGUCACUCAAACGCUUAAUGCUUAUGACCAGUAUUUGAAUUUAAAGAUAGCUCCAAAGAAGUUAGUGAUGGGUGUUCCAUGGUAUGGCUAUGACUACCCAUGUCUCAACCUUUCACAGGAUGGCAUCUGCUCUAUUGCCAAAGUGCCAUUCCGUGGCACGCCGUGUAGUGAUGCUGCUGGAAAACAGCAAGCGUACAGCUGGAUCAUGAAGCAGGUCAAUGGCUCAUUGACCGGCCGCCUGUGGGACAGCAAGCAGCAGGCGCCGUACUUCAAUUACGAGGAUGCUGACGGACAAAUUCACCAGGUUUGGUAUGAUGAUCCAGAGAGUGUUUGCCAAAAGACAGACUAUGUGAAAUCUAAAGGUUUGAGGGGAGUGGGCAUGUGGAACGGCAACAUUUUAAACUACAGCGACGAUCCGGUUGCCAAGCAGCAGACCACAAUGAUGUGGAACGCUCUAUUUGGAUGCGAUCUGGCCUGA